GGUGUCAAAUAUCAAAAUGCCUGGGUGGGUCCGGAAGCAGCUACAGACAGUUACCAUGUCAUCCUGUACUGGACUUAAACACUGCAAAGUGGCCCUGGCCUUUGCUGUUAUUUUUGACAUUUUUGGCUUUACGGCUCUGUUUAUGGGGCUCUUCGUGCCACUUGAAGUCAAAGGGAGAGAUUUCGGAGACCUGCUUGUCUACACUGGUGCUCUCUUGGUACUGAUAUCACUAGGCGGUUGGGUGAUGUGGUACAGCGGCAACAUUGAGGGCAUGCCAACACAAAAGGAGUUGGGCCGAAUAGGCACUGUUGUGGAUCGUUUGGCCCGCAACCUCAGCAGGAAAAUACACACACACAACGUCUACAGAGGGCCCUGAAUUUGUUGUACAGCACUGGGUCAUGAUUGACUGUGACAUUGUUUGGUGUCUGUUUUAUUCUUAUUUCUUUUAGUUCUUUUAUUUCUCUGUUAUCUCUCUUUUUUUUUCUUUUUCUUCAUACAAAACUUGAUAAAACAAACAAUUGAGUUGAUGGCACUGACAAUGAAAAAGAGUCCCUCAUGUUUUGUGCCCAACAGAUUUUGACAUGGAGAUUCAAAGCAAAAACAUGUCUUUAUAAAGAUUUGAUAAAUUAGUAUACAAUAGUAGCCUACUAAUAUUUUAUUGUGUUUCUUGCAUUGCUGUAAACCUUCAAGAGAAUAUAUAUAUAUAUAUAUAUAUAUAAGUCACCCUGGGAAAGAACUGUACUACAAGAAUUGUUACAAGAAGUGCCACUGAGUGUUAAACAUUUACAUGUAUGUAUAUAUAUAUAAACAUUGAUUUGUUCUCUGUAAAGACUGUUUGAGAGUGAUUGCAAAUUUUGUAAUGAAUUUAUUGAACAUUUUAUUUAUAAAAUGUAUAUGAUGAACCUUGUUUGAUAUUUGGAAAAUAUGCCUAAUUUUCAGUAUUGUAUUUUAUAUCAAUUUAAUGAGCCUGCUCUUGUUUCAAUGGCCUAGUACCUGGGGGGGAAAAAGUGAAUCUAAGUACAACCAUAAGCAGUACUUCAUAUGAUCUUUAGGUGGAGACAAACACUUUGUCAUGGCAAGAGUUACUAGUCAAAUUGCCCUGAAGUAAAGUGACAUGUUUUACAAAUUAAAUGGCAUUAAAGGAAUAGU
Myxocyprinus asiaticus (Chinese sucker) is the source of this 1149-nucleotide messenger RNA. RefSeq names its product transmembrane protein 238a (gene tmem238a). NCBI's taxonomy places the organism in Eukaryota, Metazoa, Chordata, Actinopteri, Cypriniformes, Catostomidae. The record is from RefSeq and is a predicted model, not a curated record. The transcript has 2 exons. Bases 17 to 376 code for a protein of 119 amino acids.